This is a messenger RNA of Salvelinus fontinalis (brook trout), 1840 nucleotides long. RefSeq names its product interleukin enhancer-binding factor 2 homolog. The coding region runs from base 954 to 1397 and encodes 147 amino acids. The record is from RefSeq and is a predicted model, not a curated record. The transcript is spliced from 5 exons. Lineage: Eukaryota; Metazoa; Chordata; Actinopteri; Salmoniformes; Salmonidae.
GACACCAAUUAAACUAGCACAUUAGAACUGCCAUCAGACAGUAGUUUUAAAACCUUCUCUCUCUGUCUUCUAGUCAUCCAUCUUGUCACUGGUCAACAGAAUCACCAACGUCAUUGACAACGUCAUCGUUUCAGCUGGGGCUGAUGAAGUGGUACGUACUACAGUGUCAGAUUUGAUCUCAACAGAGAAAUAGUUUGGUGAGUCCUCAAAUGCAGGGAUGAGGGAAUUUCAAACAAGUUAGUUGAGUUGAAUGUAACAUUGUUUUCAUAAUUUUCUAACUCUAGGAAAUUGAGGAAAUGAGACAGGUGGGUGGGCUCCUACAAGAAAGGCACAAUGACAACAGGACACAAUGUUGCAGACCUUGCUGUCAUUCUGAAGAUAUUGCCUUCUGGAAAGUUUUUACCUAAAUGCAUUUCUAAUGCCCCUAUUACUUGAUAAUCACUACUCUGAGGAAAUGGGGUAGUGGAUGGAACACGGUCAAAACUGACCGCUAAUAUGACUGUUUCUCCCAGUGGAGACAGUGAUCGCGCUGGGCACCAAGGUGGUGGAGACCCUACGCACACAGGACCCUUCGGAAGUACUCUCCAUGCUGCCCAAUGAGAUGGGCUUUGAGAUCAGUUCGGCCGACGCCACCGUGAAGAUCCUCAUUGCCACCGUGCCCCACAACAUGCUCAAGCUGGAGCCUGAUGUGCACAGUACAUAUAGUUUAGCGAGGAUUAACAGUCACACUCUUACAAUGGAUGGGGGAUGAAGGGUGGAUGGAGGCAUCCAGAGAUAUGGGAAUGGUUUAGCUGUUAACCUUUCACCUCUACUGUCUGUACCCUCUGAUCAAAGAAGCCAGUCGCUGAAGUAUUGCUAUUAUAGCUGACGUGAGGGACUAAAACAUCAAUGUCAGGCAGGUUUAGCCAGAUAUAUUGAGUGAUUUCUGUCUGCCUCCCUUCUCCACAGUCGAUAUGAAGCUCCUGCAGAACUUUCUGGCUGCCGUUCGCCAAGCUCGCUGGUUUGAAGAAAAUGCCUCCCACUCCACGGUGAAGGUCCUGGUCAGUUUGCUGAAGGACCUGAGGACCCGCUUCCCAGGGUUUGAACCCCUUACCCCCUGGAUGUUGGACUUACUGGGUCACUCUGCAGUCAUGAACAACCCCAGCAGACAGCCACUAGCCCUCAAUGUGAUCUUCAGGCGGAGCCUGCAGAUGCUGCCAACAGGGCUUUUCUUGCCUGGUUCAGCUGGGAUCGCAGACCCCUGUGAGAAUGGACACUACUGUGUAUUCACUGUCAUGAACCUGGAGCAACAGGACAUGGUGUGCCUCACUGCUCAGACCCUGGUGAGGUUGCUGUCUCAUGGCGGCUAUGUAACGGUCGUCUUUCGGACAGUUAGUAUACCAAGGCGCAGCGGGUGAUGAAUACAUAAUACUUUAUUGUAAGACGAAGACAGACACGAAAUACACUUGACUAAAUAUACAAAAUAACAAAACAAACUAGACAGACCUAAACUACGAACUUACAUGAAACGAAGAACACAUGAACAGGAACGACCGAAAGAACGAGACGAGACAGUACCGUGUGGUGCAACGAACACAGACACAGCGACAAUCACCCACAAACAAACAGUGAGAACAACCUACCUUAAUAUGACUCUCAAUUAGAGGAAAACGCAAAACACCUGCCUCUAAUUAAGAGCCAUACCAGGCAACCCAAAACCAACAUAGAAACAGAAAACAUAGACUGCCCACCCAAAACUCACGCCCUGACCAUCACACACAUACAAAACAACAGAAAACAGGUCAGGAACGUGACAGAACCCCCCCCUCAAGGUGCGAACGCCGGGCGCACCAGCACAAAG